AUCAUUAAUAUCGGCCCUCAGUGAUUUUAGCCUCGAAGACGCUUGCUGUAACGUAAGUACUCUGAAAGUAGACCUUUGUUAAAAAAAUAUAUAUUAUUUUCGCAAUUAAUAGAUGUAGACAGAGUAGAUUGUGUUCCUAAGUUUGCUGACUGAAUUUAUGCGACUUCAUGAUCAUACAGACUUGUUUCCCCUUUAAAAAGCCGCCGAAAGACUGAAAUACUCCAUUGAAAUUCCUACAUGCAUAUGUACGUACUUCAGUGGACAACUUAGCGGUUACCGAAUCUCUUCAGCUAAGGGACUAGCCAUAUGCUUUUGUUUUGUUCCACUAAAAAUAUUUGUCACAUUUUACCAUUCUGUUUGGUAAAAUAUGAAUUGCAAAUUAAUUACUCGCUGUGAAAAUUACCUAAUAGAGUUUGGUUCUAACAUCAACAGGUCUUCUGCUUCGUGUUUCUUCGACGAGUAGUUUUUACGAAAAAAAUUGUGGUCAGUUAAUCACGGAUAUCGGAAAAUAAUUCUUUUGUUCCACCUAUCACGACUGGCGUGUCGCUCACAGCUCAAGACAUUUCAUUUCACAAUCACAAGUCACGCCAACAGCAACAACUUAUUUAUUAAGCUUUACUCUACAAAGGCUAAGGCUAGUUAGUUUUUCCGGUCACAUUUAAUCGCAAUAAAAAUUAAAUCCUCGCUUUUAGCUUCGUAUUUCCCAUGUUUAAUACUCGCGUUCAUUUUUGUUUACACUCUAGCUGAGGCCUCUUAUCUCUCGUCACAGGUCAGUGAGAAUUUGUUGACGUCAUUCUAAAGGACGGACCAUUAGAAAAGUUAUGGGGGGGAGGGGAAUUUUCGAGCCGCAGGACUUUUUUUUCGUUAUCAAAUUCCUUGUAUGAAUUUUUUUAGGCCAUAGCAUGAAUAUUUUUUAGUAUUAAUUGGCUUGCAUGAUUUUUUUUUCAUUUAAUUUUCCCUUGCCCGAAUAUUUUUUUUGUACGUCGCCCGUCCCCCCGUCCCCCCGUCCCCCCCGAUAAGUUUUCUAAUGGUCCGUCCCUAAACAAAAUUAUCAGCGCCGUUUUAAACUUUACAUUCGUAAGUUGAUUGGUUUAUAUUUGUGCCAGUGAAUGAACCAACGUCAACAGAGCCGCUUCAACCGCGGUUAGUUUAGUUUCGUCUGUGACACAAGCUGUUUUAGUUAAUUUUUGAUCUGAGGUCAUUUUUUUUUCCUUUUGUUUCAACUUCAUUAGCAUGCAUUACCAUACCAAAAGACAAAAGAAAAACAAAAAUUACCUGAGAUAAAAAAUUAACUACAACAGAUAUUUUUUCCCUCGUCAAUAUUUGGUAGGUAAAAAUUAAAAGCGUCUCGUUGACAUGACAUGUAUACGGAUAACCUAGAGAUCAUUUCCUUUCAGUCUUUCUGCCAGUCAUACCUAUACAUAGUUUAUGCCGGCUGAGCGACGUAUUGGCGAUUGGAGUAACAUAUCGUAAUCAGUGGGGACCAUGAGAGAAGUCUUCUAUUUUCACUUCACAUCUUAUGGAACUGCCGGUAUCUGUUUUCGGGAAUUUUAGACAGUUUAGGCUCGAUUACCAGCCGCUGUAAGACCGGACCCGGGAGACGACGGAAAUCGAGCCCAUAGACAGAUUUGAUGGAUAAAAAAAGUAACGAAAAGACGGCACCGGACGGAGGGUUUGGCUGGUGUGUCUGUGCUGCGGCUUGCGUUACACAGUUUAUUUUAGCUGGAGUUGAAAACAGCUUUGGUGUCCUCUUUAUUUACAUACUGGAUGAAUUUGAUGCUGGCAAAGCAGAUUCAGGUACUUCUCUAACUAUAUAACGUAAAAUAACGUAACGUAAGGCAAGGCCGUUGGAUAGGAUGAACUUCUAUAAAUUGCUUUUUAAGGUUAUCACAGGCGCGCGGCGUUCAGACAGUGGAGAGUCAGUUGGAGAGUGGCGCGAAGUAGUCGCCCUAUGUAAGGGGAUCCAAGACAAUCUUGGAUUCUGGGAUUCCAUACCGUGGCUCCGGAUUCCCAGGUAAUGGAUUCCAGUCUUUGUCGGUGCAUCUGGGAUUCUAGAUUCCAUUUGUCAGUGGAAAUCCGGAUUCCUUUAGCUGUGUUCCAGAUUCCAAGGCUUCCGCGAGCAAAAAUUUCUUGUAUUCCAGAAUUCGGAUUUCCUUGCAUGAGGCGAAAGUAGAGCGCGAAGGAAAACAACAGUGGACGAGAAGGAGAGAGAAAAAAAGAGAGAAAUUUCUUGUCCUUUCUCCAUACACACCUCGAUGUUUUUUCCGGUGCACUUUUCUUUAGUUUACGCCGUUCCCGCAAACUGAACCCCUGGAAUAGGCCAUAAAUUCCGCCGUUAUUGGUAACCAGUUCGGAUUCGUAAUCUAAUGUAAUGUUUAUUUCGGUAAGUUGUUUCUGCUGUUUCUGGCGUAUUGUGGGCCACAGUGUAACCCCUCAUUAAAAAGAAUCCGGAUUCUGGAAUCAGGGAAAUUUUUGCUUGUGGAAUCCCUAAUUCCUAGGCUUUGAAAUCGGGAAUACAGCUCAAGAUCCGGUAUCCCACUAACGACUGAAUUCCAGAAUCCAAGUGCCACUGACAAAGAUUGGAAUCCAGUACCUGCAAUCCAGAAUCGAAGACUGCCUUGGAUUCCCAAGGGCGUUACCGGUGUUACCCCUACCAAGUCCUUUUUUUAAGUCAAAACAAGUGCAUCACUGCCCUCACUGAAAUGACUGACAUCGUUUUUUUCCCUUUUUGGCUUUAGCCUGGGUUGGGUCAAUCCACCAAGGUUUCCUUUAUAUUCUGGCUCCGUUUGUUACAAUGGCAGCUGACCUAUGGGGAUGUCGGAUGACCUCACUUGUUGGAGGAAUUCUAUGUGUAGCGGGUCUCGGAGCGUCCUCGUUCGCCACUCGGGUCUAUCAUCUGUUCCUUACUUAUGGAGUGGUUUUUGGAACUGGUGCUUGUUUUGUCUUCAUAACAACAUACAGAGCCAUCUCGUUGUGGUUUAAAAGGUCAGAUAUUAUCUUGUAUUUAAUUAGUUUUAUUACGUUUUUAGCCUGUGUGGCAUAUUCAUACAAUUUAGGUCCUAUUAUUCGGGUAUUUCCUCUCAAGUUAAGUGACAAAAUGACAAAUUCAAAUUCAAAUAACUUUCAAGCCCUUUGACUGCAAACCCUGAAAUGUUUUACGAUGUACGGCUGAGCGUGUGUGUGUUAGAAAUUGUCAUUUAUUUAAAUUUUAUCUUAAGGGUCUUUCACAUAUUCAGAAAUUUUGCAAGGAAAAGAAUUUAAAAAUUUGCGCCUUAUUGUACAAAUCUUAUUUAAGCUGUAUUCGAAAAACCGCGAAAGUAGGUCAGGGCAAACAUCUUACGUGUCAGAUCUUUUAAAUGAUCUGAUUGGGCGGUCCAUAAACACUGCUAAUAAUAGACUCUAUUGCAAGUUAGUAGUCUUUAUGACUCACUGAGAGUGGUUUUGCAAACGGCUACUACGUAUUCCCCAGGGCUUCGCAUUUGCAGUUUGCCGUCGGUAACAAAAGAGUAUAAAGGGGCUAGCCCUUUUAUCACUUGGUAAUCAUAGUGCGUACGCUUUGCUUGCCGUAUUACCCAAAUGGACUGGAAACUCAGCACUCCAUGUCAUCCUGCAAAUUUGAACAUUUAUCUUUACAGUGUUUGGUCCCACACCGUGGACUCCGGAUUCCAGUUAUUGGAUUCCGGCAGGUUAUGGACUCCUGAUUGUGGAUUAUUUGUUAGUGGAACUUGGAUUUCGGAUUGCAAUUGUUACUGAUUCCAAAACCAAGCCAAAAAGCAAAAGCAAAACUUUACUGGAUUCCAGAAUCCGGAUUCCCUCGCAUGAGGCGAAGUUUCGUCGACAGUUGGCUUUCCUAUUUCAUAUCAUAUUCCGCUCGCGCGAAAUUAAAAAAUAUAUUAAUCGAAGCGUACUGUCCUUAAUGUAGCCGGCAACGAUAAAUUUAAAUCAGCUUUUGCUCAUUUUUUGAUGAAUGUGAAAGCCAGACCUGAAAAAUGGCGCGAAAAAUUGAUUACAAGAUCAUCAUCCACGUCUUUCUGCCAUUUGCUGUAAACCCCGGGGCGGGGGGGCACUUUAGGAAUUUCUGGGUGGGGAUGUGCCGCUGGGAGCCUGGAACCCUUAACCUUUACCAGAGCUAGUUCAGCUGAAUUUUGCUACCCUAUACUAGAGUAAACUCCCCAAUUCCCCCUAUCCUAGAGUAGCCGUGUACCUAGUCUAGAUAAAAUCUUCAACCAACUGAUCAGUUUCCUGAAAAAUGAUACCCUAUUCUAGAGCCAAACGCUCUGAUUUAUAUACCCUAUCCUAGAGUAAACUGCUUGAAAACCAUACCCUUCACAGCGGCACAUACCUAUAUAGCCCAUAUAUGGUAGUACCCCCGGGCUGUAAACGCAGUGCUUUCAACAAUCUCCCUAGCUAAUGCUACAUCACUGAUCUAUUGUAGACAUUUGGCACUCGUCAAUGGCAUAUGCACCGCUGGUCAGUAUUCAGGUACUAUUGUGUUUAGUCAAGUCAUCCAACUUGUGGUUGAGCAGAAAGGUUUAUCCGGGACUUUCCGAAUUUUGGCGGGAAUUGCCAGUGUUAUGGUGUUUAUUGCGUUAGUAUACCGCCAGCCACCUGAUACCCCCGGAGGAACUUCUCCAGAAAAAUUGUGCGUAAAGCCGAAAGAUAUCUUUGACUUUUCACUUCUGAAAGACAAAUCGUUUUUUAUCUUUUUACUGGGAACAAGUUUGUACGCCUUUGGUUGUUAUGUUCCUGCAACUCACGCGGUAAGUCAGUCUGUUUUUUUUUUCUUUGCGAAUGGUCUCCUUAAUGCAUGGAGGCGGUCCGUCUUUGUGACGUCAAAUCGUGAGAGUUAGAAUAUGGCUGAGAGCGGAAGGAAAAUUGCCAAACUAAAAAAAAUGCUUGGAAAUAAAUACCAAGAAGCAAGCAAGGAAAGAUUCGCAUUAAAUUGAAACGCUCCGACGCCGUGUUUAAUUUCUUUCAGUGCGUCAAGCACAUAGCAUCCUUGCACAGUGUAAAGUUUAGGAAAUUAGCGUUAAUUCUUACCCAAAUAUAUUGCUAUGAGAUAUGUGCUUCCUAAGGGAAGGCGCUCAUUCGAGAGACACUAGAGACCUUUAGAUUCGAGGAUGAGAACGACUACGAGUACGAGAUUUGUUUCGGAGUUCUUAAGCUUCAUUUUACGACUUUUUUUACACCAGAAAAGUUAGCACUAAUAUCUUUAUUGAAGGAGGUUAAGCCCUCUCUUGAAGGCAAAAUAAUAAAACUUCUAACAUUUGAUAACUUGUUUCUGACACCCCUCUGUAACAGACCCAGUGGAAUUAGAAUCUAUUUCAUUACCGAGUUCUCGGAGAAGAUGUCAGCGGGUUGGCUUCCUCUCCACUGCGUUUUUUCUUUGUUGUGUAUCUCCCAUAAAAGCUAAAAGGAGAGGCAGGCCUGACAUCUUAACCGAAAUGAAACCUCUUAAAACCUUUUAAGUACUGCUAUAGCGAGAAGAACUAGAAGAACAACUCUUUUUAAUGCGAGAUCGAUUACCUGUACCCUCCAAUUUUUUUUUUGGUCAAUAGCAAUAAUGUUUUUUGUUUUUGUUAUGAAAACUAUUCGCCAGGUACCUGAAAAGCUCAAAUUAUUACUGGGUAUACUAAAUUAAACCAACAGGAAGGGUUUCACUGGGUCUUUUACAGAGGGGUGUUUUCUGCUACUACGGCGAUAUUCUCGCUAAAACCAUAAAUUCUAUAACUCGUAGUAAAAUGACGAUGACUUUCGCUUUUUCCCGCCAAAAUAACGCUGGUUCAUGCGCGCCCACUACUUAGUAUUGAGAAAAUCUCAUUCUCACCUAGUGGUCUUCCUCUUUGCAAAUCUAUUUAAAGGUCUCACAGACAUAAUUGCACUACCUUCAAACGGGCGUUUUUUUCAUUAAAUAAAUUCUGAAUAUAUUUUUUUCUCAUGUCCAUCCGGGUUUUAGCCUGCCUUUUCCAGAGAAACGGGAGUAUCGAAAGACAAAGCACCGUUCUUGCUCAUAGCCUGGUCAAUAUCCUCCUUUUUCCUCUCUCUUGUUACUGGUAAGCUUGCCGAUAAGUUCCGAUCCCAUCGUGUGCAGAUAUUCCAAGUCGCCAUGAUCGGUGUUGCAAGUUCAACUGCUCUAAUCUCUGGGGCUUGGCUUUUUGAGAUUUUCGUUGCGCUUAUGGUACUGUACGGUGCCUUUGAUAGUGGAUUUGUGUUGCUUAGGGCAGUGGUUGCUGAAGACCUUGUUGGUAGUGACAAGGCCUCUCGAGGAGUUGGACUGAUGUUUGGUGCUCUUGGUUUUGCGUAUUUAGCAGGGAUUCCGUUGGCUGGUGAGUAAUGAACAUUUACCACACUUUGUAACUAUAAACUAACAAACCCAGGGGCGGAUCCAGGAUUUUUCUCAGGAGGGGGUGCACCACUAAGGGAUGGCGUAACUGAUCGAUGACGUAAACAAAUUUUAAAAGCGAAUAUGAAGAAGGCUUUUGACUAGGUAAUAACAUAAUGUGAGCUGCUGAGAAUACAUAUCAAACGAUACAGCAAAUUUUGUAUUAGCUGUGAAGCGACUGCACAGUGUUAAUUAGAAAGCCGCAGGUCAUCUCAGGGGGGGGUGCGCACCCCCUGCACCCUCCCCCUAGAUCCGUCCCUGAAACCUUUUCCAUGAGACAUUCCGAGAGUGGCAAUAGUAACUGGAAAAAAAGGAACGCAGGUGUUACAUAACGGUUGUUUACCAUUUACAUGGGCAAACCGGUCGGUUCACGGUUUGGGCAAAUGGUACGCAAGUCUUGUAAAUAUCUACUUUUUGAAGAGUAUCUGUAAGGAAAAACAUCUAUUUAUAUCCUGAAACUGUACCGAGAAAUAGGCCAAAGUUUUAAAGAAAGUCUACGAAACAGUUAGACUACGAGUAGUCCCCCAUUUUUCCUCAGGGAUAGUAGAGCGAGCGAAAAGCGAGCGGGCGUGAAAAUCACCCCACGCGAGAAAAGGCGACACGCGGCAUGUCGCCUUUUCUCGCGUGGGGUGAUUUUCAGGCCCGCUCGCGUUUCGCUCGCUCUACUACCCCUGAGGAAAAAUGGGGGACUACUCGUAGUCUACGAAAAAGUAAGCUUAUUAAGAACUUAGAUUGAAAUAUUUGGAAUGAAUAACAAAACAAUUAUUGAAUUCGGCAUUCGCAGAUUUCAGAGGAUGUUAUCCACCUCGGCCUCUCAGCCUCGGAAGAUAACAUCCCCGUCGAUCUGCAAAAUUCUUCACAUCCUACUCAGCCUCAUUCAUUAAUGGCUAAAAAUGCGUUCCUUCCUUUCCUUUUUGCGAUGUGAAAUGAAAUGAUAACAUUACUGUUUUCCUACCGUAGGUUGGAUAUUUGACACCACCCAGUCAUAUCCUUUGAGUUUCACUGUCGCUUCCCUGUUAAGUGCGACCGGCUGCUGUCUUCUCUUUCUUAUCCAACUUGUUCAAAAAGUGGAAAAAAGUUCGGGAUGUACCAACAAGAAUACGGGAUAUAGGCUCAGUCUUGAGCAACAAGAAAAACAAGAAACGGCGUUAUGACGUCUCUGGUGUGUCUUUUUCCAGACGUAGUUAAUCGAUAAUCGGUAAUAAUCGAUA
This is a messenger RNA of Porites lobata, 7593 nucleotides long. The record is from the annotation of a GenBank genome assembly. NCBI's taxonomy places the organism in Eukaryota, Metazoa, Cnidaria, Anthozoa, Scleractinia, Poritidae.